Fonsecaea nubica is the source of this 3198-nucleotide messenger RNA. RefSeq lists its product as hypothetical. NCBI's taxonomy places the organism in Eukaryota, Fungi, Ascomycota, Eurotiomycetes, Chaetothyriales, Herpotrichiellaceae. Gene Ontology annotation, biological process: mitochondrion organization; chaperone-mediated protein complex assembly; protein quality control for misfolded or incompletely synthesized proteins. Gene Ontology annotation, cellular component: mitochondrial matrix. The coding region runs from base 1 to 3198 and encodes 1065 amino acids. The transcript is spliced from 3 exons. Gene Ontology annotation, molecular function: ATP hydrolysis activity; ATP binding; single-stranded DNA binding. The record is from RefSeq and is a predicted model, not a curated record.
AUGGAGGAGCGCACUCCGGGCCAGUUCACGCCACAUCUUUACCUGUCUAUCGCCGCCCAGAGGGGAUUACAAAUACGCCAGUUCACCUCUCAUCCUGCUCGCAGGAAAGACAAGCCUCCAGAGGAUGAUGCGCUGCCCAAGAAAGAAGAGGCCGAGACAAAGGAAAAGAAAGUCGAGAAUGAGCUGGAUGACGCACCACGGACAGAAGAUGCUGCUGAAGCCAAGAAACCCCCCGCCGAGCCGCAGCCGAUACCUCAAUCUGCGAGCGAUGGCCGACCGGCGGCUGCAGGAGGCAGCGGUAAUGACUCAAGCACAGGAACUGGACAGAGCUCCGGUGCUGGGGGCGAUGGUAGCAGGCGUGGGCGCCGGAGCACACAGAUAUCCAAACCUACCAUUCCAGAGACCUACCCACAGGUCAUGGCUAUCCCCAUCGCGAAGCGACCUCUAUUCCCGGGUUUCUACAAAGCGAUCACCAUCAGAGAUCCCAAUGUCGUUGCUGCGAUAACAGAAAUGAUGAAGAGGGGACAACCCUACGUGGGUGCAUUCCUCUUCAAGGACGACGCUGCCGAUAAAGACAUCAUUGAGAAGAUGGAUGACGUCCACGAUGUAGGCGUCUUUGCUCAAAUCACCAGCGCGUUUCCCGUGCACGGUGACGAACACAGCUUGACUGCGGUUCUAUACCCACACCGAAGAAUUCGAAUGACUGCCUUGAUGCCACCAUCAACGACGGGAGACGGGGCUUCGGUGGUCGAAGUGCAGACUGUCAAGGAAGCCAAACCUAAGACCGAUGGCACAGACAACAAGGGCGAUGUUGUGGCAAGCUUCGAGGAACCUAACAAGGACCAACCUGCACAACUGAGUGUUUACGAACCCACUGCUUUCUUACGCAAAUUUCCUGUCUCACUAGUCAACGUGGAAAAUAUGACAGAGCUACCUUUUGACAAGAAGAGCGGUGAAAUCAAGGCGCUAACAUCGGAGAUUGUCAGUGUAUUCAAGGAAGUCGCCAGCCUCAACCAACUCUUCCGAGAUCAGAUCUCCGACUUCAGCGUCUCACAAUCCGCGGGCAAUGUGCUUGAAGAGCCAGCCAAGCUAGCCGACUUUGCAGCGGCAGUUUCUGCCGGUGAGAUUGGAGAAUUACAGGACGUCCUGCAGACAAUGGAUGUUGCUCAACGGCUGCACAAGGCUCUUGUCGUACUUAAGAAGGAGCUGAUGAAUGCACAGCUACAAUCCAAAAUCUCAAAAGACGUUGAGAGCAAGAUACAGAAACGUCAACGUGAGUAUUGGCUUAUGGAACAGAUGAAGGGCAUUCGAAGAGAGCUCGGGAUCGAGUCUGAUGGCAAGGACAAGUUGGUGGAAAAGUUCCGGGAAAAGGCUCAAAAGUUGGCUAUGCCUGAAGCUGUGAAAAAAGUCUUUGAGGAAGAGCUCAACAAACUCGCACAUUUGGAGCCUGCGGCAUCUGAAUUUAAUGUGACGAGGAACUACCUAGAUUGGAUUACCCAGAUUCCGUGGGGCCAGAGAAGUGCUGAAAACUUUGGCAUCCAAAACGCCAUGACGGUCCUAGACGAAGACCACUACGGCUUGAAGGAUGUCAAGGACCGAAUUCUCGAGUUUAUUGCGGUCGGCAAGCUCCGCGGAACGGUGGAAGGGAAGAUUUUAUGCUUUGUCGGGCCUCCUGGUGUUGGAAAGACAUCUAUCGGCAAAUCAAUCGCUCGGGCGCUAAACCGGCAGUACUAUCGCUUCAGUGUGGGCGGUCUGACUGAUGUCGCCGAGAUCAAAGGCCACCGCCGGACAUAUGUUGGCGCGUUGCCGGGAAGGAUAAUUCAAGCACUCAAGAAAUGCCAAACCGAGAACCCCUUGAUUCUCAUCGAUGAAGUGGACAAAAUCGGUCGCGGUCAUCAGGGAGAUCCGGCGUCUGCGCUCCUCGAACUUCUCGAUCCCGAACAAAACUCUAGCUUCUUGGAUCAUUACAUGGACAUCCCAGUCGAUCUGUCCAAAGUUCUCUUCGUUUGUACGGCUAACAUGACCGAUACCAUUCCCCGACCCCUCCUCGACCGAAUGGAGUUGAUUGAACUCAGUGGCUAUGUCGCGGACGAGAAGAAAGCGAUUGCCGAUCGAUACCUUGCGCCACAGGCGAAAGAACUUUCUGGAUUAAAGGAUGUAGACGUCAACUUGGACGAGUCCGCGAUCGAAGAGCUUAUUAACAAGUAUUGCCGGGAAUCUGGGGUGCGCAAUCUCAAAAAGCAAAUCGAAAAAGUUUACCGCAAAUCGGCACUGAAGAUUGUUCAAGACCUUGGUGAAGAAGCCUUUCCCGAGGCAGAGGCCCUGACGGAAGAGGGCAAAGCUGCCCUUGAAGAGAGCAAAAAGGACGAGUCAGAUAUCAAAGACACCCCGGAAACGAUCGAGCAAGAAACGACUGAAAAGCCCCGGAUUGCACUUACGGUUCCAGAUUCUGUCCACAUUACGAUCACAAAGGACAACUUGAAAGAUUACGUCGGCCCGCCUAUCUUUACUGCUGACCGACUAUACGAGACCACGCCACCUGGUGUAGCCAUGGGUCUAGCCUGGACAAGCAUGGGUGGCGCGGCAUUAUACGUCGAAUCAAUCCUCGAAUCAGCUCUUUCUUCUUCCAGUCGACCCGGGCUGGAGCGGACAGGUAAUCUCAAACCAGUUAUGAAAGAGUCGACUUCGAUUGCAUACUCGUUUGCCAAGCACGUCAUGGCGACGAAAUUCCCUGAGAAUACAUUCUUCGACCACGCCAAAAUACAUCUUCAUUGUCCCGAGGGCGCAGUCCAGAAGGAUGGUCCUUCGGCAGGCAUCACGAUGGCGACUUCUCUGCUGAGUCUAGCGAUGGACAAAGAAGUCGACCCCGCCUUAGCAAUGACAGGCGAGUUGACAGUUACAGGUAAAGUACUUAGGAUAGGCGGAUUAAGAGAGAAGACGGUCGCUGCGAGGAGGGCUGGAUGUACAAAGAUUCUGUUUCCAAAGGAUAAUUGGGGGGAUUGGUGCGAGUUACCAGAGAAUAUCAAAGAAGGCAUUGAUGGUCAUGCGGUUGAUUGGUAUGAUGAGGUCUUCGACAUCGUCUUUCCCAACGUCAGCACAAAGGAAAUUAACGCUCGGUGGAAAGAAGCUUUGGAGAGAAAAGAAAAAGGGGGCAAAGGGAAGAGCAAAGAUGGCAAAGACGAUGACGACGAUGACUGA